ACCGCGACUUGCUCUCGACGGUGACGCUGGACACCGCCACUACUCGACCCUACCUUCGCGAUGCGGCAUCCUCCUACAACAAAGACAACGUCGCAUAUUUGCGUGCGUCGGGGAAACUUAGGGUCGGCUGAAGUUCGGAUAUGGGCAGGUUCUGAGAUAGCAGGGCGUCGGAGCCCGCCGCCAGCAAAGCGGACGCUGCGUGUCGGCUUACCCACACAAGGUACUCAGCCCUGCAGAACGUGCCCUGCGACGAUCUACACCCUAUAAUCCAGACCACAAGCUCAUGAAGCGACUGGUCUCAAAAGACGUUGCGGACAGGGACGCGAACGCUGACCGAUCUGCUCCGCAUCGCCUAGAAUCAAACUCUACACUGGGCCCGCCUGUAAUGCCUCCGGAAUUGACGGACAGGAUCGUCGACUUUUUACAUGACGAUCAUGCCGCACUCAAGAGCUGCGGUCUGACAUGUCGUCCCUGGCUUUCCGCCGUCCGCUAUCACCUCUACUACGCCAUCAGCCUCGAAAACACACGCCUCUUCCGCGCAUUCUCAAGCUUGCUAAAUCGUACGCCCACUCUCGGGCAGUAUGUCCGGGAAAUACAUCUAGCGAUGACGGAGGAACUGCAGCGCAGCGACGCCUUGCCCAGCAUCGUGGCUCACCUGGGCAGGGUCAGGAGACUCGCCCUGAGCGGAGACAUCCUGACGGUAGACCAAGCCACAUUCGAGCGCUUUGGACCCGUACAGGAGCUUGCGCUCAACUUGUCUUCUUGUAAACUCAGCGAUGUCGCCGCUCUCUUCCUCGCAUUCCCUGGCAUCAGCGACUUGUCCAUCAAGAACACUACGUACCUAUAUGGUCCUUUGGAUCACGUACCGAUGCUACCCGUCACACGCCUGGAAUUGCAGCCGGCCCUUAAUCCUGGGUUGCUGCCUCCGUCGUCACCAAUGCUGGAGUCGUUGGUAUUGUCCAUUAGGCGGGUCGAAGACCUAAGGACCCUGAGCCACAUUCUUCGUACGGCGAUACGACAGCUGAAGCAGCUAGACUUGCAAAUACAUAUCACUGUGGCAGAACACCAGGCAAUAUUUUUGGACAGCCUGCGAAGAUGUCCCCAGUCCCUGACUGCCAUUCGACUCUCCACCAAGUCGGUGCAAUGUCUGGCAUGCAUAUUGGACAAUGUCGAUUCAACAUACAUGCUGGACGUUGCUUUGGACGUCGCCGUCGGCAGUAUGUACGGACUGAAGACACUGUCCGGGGUGCUCGCCAGGACCCGAUUCCGGAAAGCGUCGAGGAUCGUGGUCACACUGCGCUGUCCGCGACUAUUGAUCUAUUGUCCUCGCGACGAAGAAAUGACGAAGGCGUUGGUAGAGGAGGCGCUCCUAGAGGCAUAUAGGCGAAGGGUGUUGUCCGUGUUGAUCUACUAACACGACGUUCUGAGCAGAAUGCAAAACACGCAUAUAGAAGCCACAUGUCUCAACAAGACGCUUGCAAUCAUUUGCCCUAUAUAACUUAGGAUUGACGGUUCCGACUUCGAGUUGCUCACUGUAAUUACGCCUCGCAACCUCUAGACAACAUCGUCUUUCGCUUCCAGACGCUAUCUACUGUACCAAUACUGUACCUUCAUGUUUUGAUGUAGUUCGGGCUCCUCAUUCUUUGAUCGACAAUCACAUACCAACAUUCUAAGAGCA
Messenger RNA from Fomitopsis serialis, 1678 nucleotides. RefSeq lists its product as uncharacterized. Lineage: Eukaryota; Fungi; Basidiomycota; Agaricomycetes; Polyporales; Fomitopsidaceae. The transcript is spliced from 4 exons. The record is from RefSeq and is a predicted model, not a curated record. Bases 284 to 1414 code for a protein of 376 amino acids.